AUGGAAACAGCUAAUGAGAGCACAGGUGGGGAUUUCAUCUUAGUGGGCUUCUCUGAGCGGCCCAAGUUAGAGCUGAUCCUCUCUCUCUUUGUCCUGAUGUUCUACACCAUAACUCUUGUGGGCAACAUGGCCAUAAUCCUACUCUCUAUCCUGGAUGCUGGACUUCAUACACCCAUGUACUUCUUCCUCAGAAACCUCUCUGUGCUUGACCUCUGCUUCACCACCAGCAUUGUGCCCCAGAUGCUGGUGAACAUGUGGGGAGGUAACAAAAAGAUCAGCUAUGCUGGCUGCAUGGUCCAGUACUGGGUGGCCUUGGCACUUGGCUCCACAGAGUGUGUGCUCCUUGCGGUGAUGGCAGUUGAUCGCUAUUUUGCAGUUUGCUGGCCUCUACACUAUACCUCCAUCAUGCACCCCAGGCUGUGCCACCUCCUGGCAGCAGCUUCCUGGUCCUCUGGUUUUGCUAACUCCUUUCUCCAGUCCUCAAUGGCCAUGGUGCUGCCUCUAUGUGGAAACCGGCGUGUGGACCAUUUCUUCUGUGAACUAUUGAUCAUUGUUAAACUCUCCUGCGUUGAUACUGGCCCGACAGAAUCUAAAAUGUUUAUUGCCCGGCUAAUCAUCCUAGGCAUGCCUGUCUCCAUCAUCCUGACCACUUACGUGUGCAUCGCCAGGGCAGUAGUAAAAAUGCGCUCAGCAGAGGGAAGGAAAAAGGCCUUUAGGACCUGUGCCUCCCACCUAAUAGUAGUCUCACUCUUCUAUGGGACCAUUAUGUUUUUGUAUCUGCAGCCCAAGGACAACUACUCCCAGGACCAGAGCAAAGCACUGGCAGUGCUUUACAUGAUUCUUGCACCCACACUCAACCCUCUGGUCUACACACUGAGGAAUAAGGAUGUGAAGAAAGCAGUCAGGAACUUGAUGGGGAUGGAGCAGGUAUAGGGAGAUCAAGAAUGGGAAGAAAGGCCCUCAUAACCAACAUAAGAGGGUAGAGGAAGAGGCUUUUCUCCUCAGCAUGAUCGAGGAAGAUGGCGG
Messenger RNA from Prionailurus viverrinus (fishing cat), 1026 nucleotides. Its product is annotated as putative olfactory receptor 2W6. The transcript is spliced from 3 exons. The record is from RefSeq and is a predicted model, not a curated record. NCBI's taxonomy places the organism in Eukaryota, Metazoa, Chordata, Mammalia, Carnivora, Felidae. Gene Ontology annotation, molecular function: olfactory receptor activity; G protein-coupled receptor activity. Gene Ontology annotation, biological process: G protein-coupled receptor signaling pathway. Bases 1 to 933 code for a protein of 310 amino acids. Gene Ontology annotation, cellular component: membrane.